Messenger RNA from Cicer arietinum (chickpea), 622 nucleotides. RefSeq names its product mitochondrial import inner membrane translocase subunit Tim9. The record is from RefSeq and is a predicted model, not a curated record. Lineage: Eukaryota; Viridiplantae; Streptophyta; Magnoliopsida; Fabales; Fabaceae.
CAGUGUAGUAGUUAUGACCUAUAUAUAUAUCAUCUUCUUCAGCCUUAUAAGUUAGGGUUUAUUUCUACGGCAAAAAAACCCAAUCUCCAAAACCCUAGACGGCGAUUAAUCGUUCGAUCCAAAAUGGACAAAAGCAUGAUUGCGGAUAUGGAAUCCCUUCCAGAAGCAGAUAAGCUAAGAAUGGCUGGCAUGAUCGAACAGCUCCAAAUCCGUGACAGUCUGAGAAUGUAUAAUUCCCUGGUGGAGAAAUGCUUUAAUGAUUGUGUUGAUACAUUUAAGCAUAAAUCCCUUCAAAAGCAAGAGGAGACCUGUGUUCGAAGAUGUGCUGAGAAAUUUCUGAAGCAUUCUAUGCGUGUUGGUAUGAGGUUUGCUGAGCUCAACCAAGGAGCUGCAACUCAAGAUUGAAGUUUGCUAACAUUGGAAAACUGUUCUUUUUGUCUUGAAUACAAUUUGUUUAAAUUAUAUUUUUUCUAUUUAAAAGUGAGAUACUGUAGAGGCAUGAAUUUCUUCAGCUGCUUUGAAUGCACAAAUGGAUGCUAAUAUCUAAAUAAAUUCAUGAAGAUGUAAUCAUUAUGCUUUAGAACCUUGAUCCUUAAUUGACAUUAUUCAGUAUUAGUACUCA